Messenger RNA from Symbiodinium natans, 3087 nucleotides. The record is from the annotation of a GenBank genome assembly. Lineage: Eukaryota; Dinophyceae; Suessiales; Symbiodiniaceae.
AUGAGCAAGACCACUGCACCGAAACCAAUUGCUCCGGCUGGUGGUUCCGCUUGGAGGCAUUACCAGUCCAAAGAAGUGUUGGGCGCUGCAGGAUCGGCUGGCCUCAUCGGCAUAUUCUCGUAUGCAGCGGCUGUGGUGGGACGGCUGCUUCAUCCGUUGAGCAGCGCUUCGGCGGCCGGACGUCAAGACAACAAUGAGCGCGACACUUUUCAUGAGGCCUGCGCCUCAGAGGAGCUCUUGUCUGAACUUGGUGCACGACUUGGCAACUGGGUGUUGGUGGUGCCGCCGCGGACGAACUCGUUUGCUUCCAACGAUCCCUGUUGGCUUCGCCUGGUGGAUUCGUCGGAGGUUGUGCUUUGUCCACCCCCGCCGUGGCGGAAACGCAGAGAUUUGCCUUUGAUUCACUUGCCAGUCCAAAUCCUUGAGCUGUUAGGUGCCACACCAGGUCGUACAGAAGUUUCCGUCGCAUUUCGAGAAGGCUUGGAGCCUUUGGGGUGUUCCCGGCUGGUCCUUUCCUCCGUGCCCUUCCUGGGCCAGGAGACUGCCAUGAUGCGAUUUCGCAGCGAAGCGGCGCUACGAACGUUCUUUCAUGUGCCGCGUGUGCUGAGGCGAGGCGAGGUCUUCAGUGUCCCCCUUCAUGGCCUGCCGACGGCCCUCUGCGAGGUGGAAGUUCCGGCCGAUCCUACCAAGAGGCCCAAGCCGCAGCGUGCACCUCGCAGCGAUGAAGACGACAGCGUCUAUGAGAUGGCAGCUUGUGCUGGUCGACCACGGAGCUUCGUGAUAGACCCGCUGCAUGGCACGGCGUUUUGUCGCCUUCUGAGCUUUAAGGUGGAGGUGAUCGAAGGCCAGGGCGGCCAGGGAGCUCAGAGUUCCACUUUCCAAGUAGAUAACAAGUCCACUGAGAUCUCGCUGAAAGGGCGAAGCCAGGCUCGUGGCCUGCCGUAUUGCAGCUGCCACCUAUUUUGUCAGGCUCCGCCCAAGCCCUUGCCGUCAUUGCAAGGACCCACUGAACGAUUACUGGGGAUGCUGGUUCCAGGCGUGCGGGCGUGGGAACUUGGCACCGCCGAGAGUUUGCCAUCGGUUCUGGUCUCUGGACCCCGUGGAUGUGGCAAGCGCGUUCUGUGGCACAGUGUUUCAGAGCGUCUUGGGCUGCAUCUGCUCGAGAUCAGCUGCACAGCUCUUGCUGCGGAGGGCCUCGGGGCCCUAGAGGCCAAACUUCUGGAGGCCUUCGACCAGGCGGCGGGUCUAUCACCCUGCAUUCUGUGCCUGCGCAGGUUGCAUGCCCUUUCAAGCUCAGGGCCCGCCAUGUCUCCAGCCGCUACCUUGCUGCAGCAGCGCCGCAUUGAAGAUUUCCUCCAGACGACCCUGCAGAAGGCUCGAUCAAACUCGACGGGAGAGCGCAGCCCGCUGGUACUGCUUGCCGGGUCCUGUGAGAGUUUAGAUGAUUUGGGUGGGCCCAUCCGACAGAUCUUCGGUCAGGAGUUGGCUGUGUCCAGGCCAACCGAAGCCGCACGCAAGUUUGCGAUUCGCGCGUUGAUGAAGCGAGCGGAUGCUACACCGGACGCACCGGACACCGUCAUCCCGAAUGGGAAGUCCCAUUCAGCUGAUGCCCUGGAGAAGAAAGACGAGCCAUCUGUCAUCGCAGUAAUGACAAAGCUUACAGCCGGAUUGUCUUAUAGCGACUUGCGCUCGGUGUGUGCGGAGAUGGCGAUGCACUCUGUCUGUAACUUGGAAGCUGCGGCCAGUGCUGAGGUCCAGCAAACUAUUGAGCAGGCCGUGAAGCGAUUGCAGGGUGGCUCAAAGGUGGCAGUGACCUUGGCUUCCAAGAUACAGUGGGCCGACGUGGGUGGUUUGCAAGAUGCCAAGGAAGAAAUAAUGAACUGCAUCACGCUUCCACUCUCGCAAGGGCAGUUGUUCGAAGGCCAGAAAGUUCGAAGUGGCGUCCUGCUCUUUGGGCCUCCAGGCACUGGCAAAACGCUGCUGGCAAAAGCGGUUGCGACUGAGUGCAAGGUCCAUUUCUUGAGUGUGAAGGGGCCAGAGUUGCUCUCCAUGUACAUUGGCGAAAGCGAGAAGAAUGUCAGGUCCUUGUUUCAAAGUGCCAGAGACUUGGCUCCCUGCGUUCUCUUCUUCGAUGAGCUCGACUCUCUGGCUCCUGCUCGAGGUCGAGGCAAUGAUUCCGGUGGCGUUAUGGACCGCGUGGUGUCGCAACUGGUGACAGAACUCGACACUAUGCCAUCCACUGUGUUCAUGGUCGGGGCCACAAAUCGACCUGAUCUGCUGGAUCGCUCAUUGUUGCGGCCGGGCCGCUUGGACCGGAUGGUGUAUCUUGGCAUCGCAGCCGAUAAGCUACCUCUGCUCUCUGCCAUUACGCGAAAGUUCGUAUUGGAAGAGGCCACGCCGGCAAACGGGGAUGCGAAACGCGGGUCGACUCCACUUGCUGCCGUUGCUGAGGCAUGUCCGCCAAACCUCACUGGGGCGGACGUGUCAGUCUUGUGCGCAGAUGCUUACGGCAUUGCGCAGCGGGAGCAUAUCGCCAAGCUGCAUGAAGCCGCUGACUUGCUACAGACUCCGAUCAGCACCUUCCUGCUCUUUCUGGAUGCGCUGGAACUUCACCUGGCAAGUGCUUUGCGCGGCCCUCGUACCCCAGAGACCUUGCGACAGCUGACCCCUUCGCAAGGGACCCCACUGGUGCAACUGUUUCCAGCUACAGAGGAGGCCGCUGACUCUCAGCGAGCGCCAGCCUUGCGGCUUUAUGGCGCUGAGGCUCAGGAAGCCUUUGUGCUUGCACACUGCGCCGGCAGCCUCGGGGCUGGAGGUUCUUGCGCCGUUGCCUGCGGCGCCAAAGAAGGCCUUGAAGGCUUGGAGGACUUGUCUCGCAGAUGGCUUGCCCACAGCCGCGCGCCCGGCUCCAGUGAGCCUUCAACCUUGAAGAGGCUGUCCGGAUUCAACAUAUUAUAUCCCCUGCAAGUCCAGGUUGGCUUGAGGCACUUUCAGCAAGCCCUCUCGAACCUGCAGCCAUCCGUGCCCUUGGAAGAUCUGCAGCGCUAUGAGCAGCUGCGUGCGGAGUAUCAGAACACCAAGGGCUAA